Molecule: messenger RNA, 957 nt
Organism: Thlaspi arvense
Lineage: Eukaryota; Viridiplantae; Streptophyta; Magnoliopsida; Brassicales; Brassicaceae
Source: the annotation of a GenBank genome assembly
AUGCCUCCACAAAUUCAUCAAUCUUCACUUCCUAUUCUCAAUCCUCUACUUAGAUUUUCACCACCUUCCUCCCCUGACAAUCUAAAACACCAGAGAGAAUCAAAGAUCACGAUGCCAAAAUUCACUGUGCGUAAACUCAUACCCCUUCUUAUCUUCGUUCUUUCAAGCCUCUCUGUUCUUCGACUCCUCCGGAUUUCAUUAAAGUCUUCGUCAUCCUCUGCUUCUCGUCCCUUCUCUUCCAUCACAUUUCGGUCGAGUCCGGCAGAGUCCAGUCAGCACAUCAGGGCUACUAAUGCGAGCCAGAGCGUUCUCACGGAAAAGGAACUCAAGCUCUUAUUAGAUACAGUUACUCGUAGAUCCCCUUGCAACGUUCUUGUUUUCGGGUUUACACCUCAAUACCUCAUGUUAUCUUCAAUCAACACAAGAGGCAUCACCGUCAUUCUAGAAGACGAACCUGCAAAGAUAACGACAUUAAGAGAUGAAGUGAAUCCAAACAACACAAGAAUCUACGGCUUGAAAUACCAUCAGAUGGAAGUGAAAAACGCUUACAAGCUGCUUCGACAUGCCCGAGCUAAUCCCGCAUGCGCACCAAAUGUGAAUAAUCUACGUCAAGGCUCACCGGAGUGCAAACUGAAACUGAGGGAUUUGCCACAGGAAGUAGACAAGAUCAAAUGGGAUGUGAUCGUUGUUGAUGGGCCACGUGGGGAUGACUUAGAGGCGCCAGGUAGGAUGGGGAGUAUAUACACUGCAGCUGUGUUAGCAAGAAAAGGAAGAAGCAACUCCACAACGGAUGUAUUGGUGCAUGAUGUGCACAGGACUGCUGAGAAGUGGCUCUCCUGGGAGUUCUUGUGCCAGGAGAAUCAGGUUUCUGCUAAAGGAAACUUCUGGAAGUUUAGGGUCAAGGGUCAAUUAAAUGCAACAAGCUUUUGCUCACCAGAAACAUUCAAUGUAGAGUAG